Staurois parvus is the source of this 1829-nucleotide messenger RNA. Lineage: Eukaryota; Metazoa; Chordata; Amphibia; Anura; Ranidae. The record is from the annotation of a GenBank genome assembly.
AUGUCAGUACAGACAGGAAAUUAUGUCAGGUACAGAUAGAACGUUCCAUGUGGCACAAAGAAGAGGAGACAUUGGGGGAAGUGGCAGCAGAGGAGGGAGACCUGUAUAGAUCACAUGAUGGCACCAAUGAGGAUGGAGGAGGACCGGAGUCACAUGACUGAGAAGAUACUAAACCUCACCCUGGAGAUCAUCUACCUGCUGACCGGAGAGAGAUUUCCUCUUCUGAAGUCAGGUGAUCAUAUGGCCAUCACAGUGCCUCCAUGUGACUCCCUAAACCCUGAGAGACACAACAUGCAGAAGAUUCUAGAAGUCACCAAGAAGAUGAUGGAGCUGCUGACAGGAGAGGUUCCUAUAAGGUGUCAGGGUGUCACUGUCUAUUUCUCCAUGGAGGAGUGGGAGUAUUUAGAAGGACACAAGGAUCUCUACAAGGACGUCAUGAUGGACAAUCAGCCGCCCCUCACAUCACCGGAUGGAUCCAGUCAUGGGAACCCACCAGAGAGAUGUCCCCGUCCUCUGUAUUCCCGGGAUUCCACACAGGAAGGUCACACCAUCCCUCACCAUCAUCAGAGUGGAAUCCUCGGGGAUGAGAAUAUUGAUGUUAAAGAAGAGUAUAAAGAGGAGGAUGAGGAGUAUGGAGUGAUGGAGGAGUUUUCAGAAGGACACAAGGAUAUGAUGGAGCCACCUAAUACCAGGAACCCACCAGAGAGAUGUCCCCAUCCUCUGUAUUCCUGGGAUUCCACACAGGAAGGUCACACCAUCCCUCACCAUUACAAGAGUGGAGAUCCAAUCGAUAUAGAAUUUGAGGUGAAAUCAGAAGAAGAGGCGUAUGUGAGGGAUGAUCAGCAGUCUAUGGAGGAGGAUGGAAUAACGGGGACAUUUAUAGAGGAGGACACUCCUACAGAGAUCAGCACAGUCCAUGGCCGGGAGAUGAGGAGGAAAACCACCGAGGAUUGUCUCACUUUGUCUCCAGACUGGAAAGUAGAAGAUGAGGACAUCACACAGUAUAGUCCAGGAGGAAACCCGGCUCCCUCCAAUAUCCAUCCAGCACCACCCAGUGUAGAUGGACCAUCAGAUUCCUCGUAUCCUGAGGAACCUCAGACUGUGUGGGACCAGGCCGACCCUCCAACAGAGAAGAGCUACUCCUGCACUGAGUGUGGGAAAAGAUUCCAUUCUAAAUCUGGUCUUAAUGUGCAUAAAAGAUCUCACACGGGUGAAAAGCCAUAUUCCUGUCCUGAGUGUGGGAAAUGUUUUUCAAAAGUGUCUCAUCUUAAAACACAUCAGAGAUCUCAUACGGGUGAGAAGCCAUAUUCCUGUCCUGAGUGUGGGAAAGGUUUCCGGUAUAAAUCAGAGCUUAAUGUGCAUGAAAGAUCUCACACGGGGGAGAAGCCGUAUUCCUGUCCUGAGUGUGGGAAAUGUUUUUCAGUGAAGUCCUAUCUUUACACACAUCAAAUAUCUCACAUGGGGGAGAAGCCACAUUCCUGCCCUGAGUGCGGGAAAUGUUUUUUCAGAGAAGUCCAGUCUUUACAGACAUCAGAGAUCUCACACUGGGGAGAAGCCGUAUUGUUGUCCUGAGUGCGGGAAAUGUUUUUCAGACAAGUCCCAUCUUUGCAGACAUCAGAGAUCUCACAGAGGGGGAGAAACCAUAUUCCUGUCUUGAUUGCGGAAAAUGUUUUUCACAGAACUCCAAUCUUCAUGAACAUCAAAGAUCUCACAAGGGGGAGAAGCCGUAUUCCUGUCCUGAGUGCGGGAAAUGUUUUUCUCAGAACUCCAAUCUUUACAGACAUCGGAGAUCUCACAAGAGGGAUAAGCCACUUUCCUGUCCUGAGUGA